Messenger RNA from Procambarus clarkii (red swamp crayfish), 543 nucleotides. NCBI's taxonomy places the organism in Eukaryota, Metazoa, Arthropoda, Malacostraca, Decapoda, Cambaridae. The record is from RefSeq and is a predicted model, not a curated record.
AUGCAGAAUGGCAGCGUCGCUUUUGUUGCUGUCGUGCAUAAUGGCACCGUCGCUUUUGUUGUUGUCGUGCAGAGUGGCACCGUCGCUUUUGUUGUUGUCGUGCAUAAUAGCAACGUCGCUUUUGUUGUUAUCGUGCAUAAUGGCAACGUCGCUUUUGUUGCUGUCGUGCAAAAUGGCAAAGUCGCUUUUAUUGUUAUCGUGCAGAAUGGCAACGUCGCUUUUGUUGUUGUCGUGCAUAAUAGCAACGUCGCUUUUGUUGUUAUCGUGCAGAAUGGCACCGUCGCUUUUGUUGUUGUCAUGCAGAAUGGUACCAUCGCUUUUGUUGUUGUCGUGCAGAAUGGCAACGUCGCUUUUGUUGUUGUCAUGCAGAAUGGCACCGUCGCUUUUGUUGUUGUCAUGCAGAAUGGCAACGUCGCUUUUGUUGUUGUCGUGCAGGAUGGCACCGUCGCUUUUAUUGUUGUCGUGCAGAAUGGCACCGUCGCUUUUGUUGUUGUCGUGCAGAAUGGAAACGUCGCUCUUGUUGUUGUCGUAGUAUUGGGUUAG